Messenger RNA from Microthlaspi erraticum, 1764 nucleotides. Lineage: Eukaryota; Viridiplantae; Streptophyta; Magnoliopsida; Brassicales; Brassicaceae. The record is from the annotation of a GenBank genome assembly.
AUGUUUGAUGGUGGAGUACCGGAGCAGAUCCACCGGUUCGUAGCAUCUCCACCGCCACCUCCUCCGCUUCCGCCGCAUCAACCGGCGGCCGAAAGAUCACUCCCUUUUCCUGUCUCAUUCGCUUCCUCUUACACCAACCAUCAAGCCCAGCAUAUGUUGAGCCUGGAUAUACACCAUCAUCACCAUCAUCAUCACCAUGACAUCAAAGAUUCUGGUGCCACUUCCGAGUGGAUGAGUCAUACGGAUCAUGGUGGUGAUAAUCAUCAUCCAUGGUGUAGUGAUGAAGUCCUUGCCCUUCUUAGGUUCAGAUCUACGGUGGAGAACUGGUUCCCUGAAUUCACUUGGGAGCACACCUCAAGAAAGUUGGCAGAAGUUGGGUUUAAGAGGAGUCCACAAGAAUGCAAAGAGAAAUUCGAAGAAGAAGAGAGAAGAUAUUUCAAUAGUAACAACAACACUAAUGAUCAUCACAUCAACAAUUACAACAAGGGAAGUUAUAGGACAUUUAGCGAGGUUGAAGAGUUUUAUCACCAUGGUCAUGAUGAUGAGAAUGUCUCAUCAGAAGUUGGGGAUAACCAAACCAAGAGGAACGACUCACUGGAGGGAAAAGGAAACGUGGAGGUUACGGGACAAGACUUGUUGGAGGAUGACAAAAGAGAUCACCAGGGUCAAGUAGAAGAAGCAUCAAUGGAAAACAAAGUAAACUCCAUUGAUAAUGCUGUCAAAGUUGGAAACGCAGAAGGUGAUGCGAAGUCAUCAUCUUCUUCAAGCUUGUUGAUGAUCAUAAGAGACAAGAAGAAGAGGAAGAGAAAGAAAGACAAGGAGAGGUUUGGUGUGUUGAAAGGGUUUUGCGAGGGUCUUGUGAGGAACAUGAUAGCCCAACAAGAGGAGAUGCAUAAGAAGCUUCUAGAAGAUAUGGUGAAAAAGGAAGAAGAGAAAAUGGCGAGAGAGGAAGCUUGGAAGAAGCAAGAGAUGGAGAGGCUCAACAAAGAGGUAGAGAUUAGAGCACAAGAACAAGCCAUGGCUAGUGAUAGAAACACCAACAUCAUCAAUUUCAUAUCCAAGUUCACAGACCAUGAGCAUCAUAUCGAUGGUAGUAGUUAUAAGGUCCAAAGCCCAAGCCCUUCUCAGGACUCAUCUCUGUUACCUCUACCACAAACCCAAAGUACGAGAAAGUUUCAAACUUCAUCAUCACCAUUAUCUCAAACCCUAACUCAACAUACAUCACUUGAACCCAUUUCAGCUAAAGCCCUAAAAACCAAAACCCAAAACCAAAAACCACCCAAAAGUGAUGAAAAAAGUGAUCUUGGCAAGAGAUGGCCUAGGGAUGAAGUGUUGGCACUUAUCAACAUUAGACGCGGUAUCAGUAGCACGAAUGAUGAUGAUCAUCAUAAAGAUGGGAACUCAUUAUCAUCAUCCUCAAAAGCAGUUCCUUUGUGGGAAAGAAUAUCCAAGAAAAUGUUGGAGACUGGGUACAAGAGAAGUGCCAAGAGAUGCAAAGAGAAAUGGGAAAACAUCAACAAGUAUUUUAGGAAGACAAAAGAUGUUAACAAGAAGAGACCACUUGACUCUAGGACUUGUCCUUAUUUUCACCAACUUACAGCUUUGUACAGCCAACCCUCCACUGGGACCACCACCAGUGCCACCGCCACCGCCACGUCAGCCGGAGAUCUGGAACCCCGACCCGAGGAAAACCGGGUAGGAUCCGGUGAUCUUGAUAUUCCUGCAGCCAUGCAUGUAGUUGCAGAUGGUGCCAACGACGAAUAA